AUGAUGAGUUACUACAUGGAUCCAGUUUCUUCCUAUCCGGCCCUUCACCCCUGUGACCGUCUGGCCGCAAUGAGACAGAGUACAGGGGCUGCCAUGGGUCUGCAAUUGCAUCUCCUUGCUUCAGUCCAACCCCAGCAGCAGUACUACCCUUCCCAGUCACUCUACGCUCAUGAUGUUCCCCUUCAGGAGGUCCCUAAUGGACAUGACAUGUGUCCCACAGAUCCGGAGUGUGGAGAUGUUCCCCUACUAACUCCUGGAAGUAAAGAGAUGAUGUCACAAGCUCUAAAGGCUACGUUCAGUGGCUUCACCAAAGAACAACAGCGACUGGGUAUCCCCAAAGAUCCCAGACAGUGGACAGAAAACCAUGUUGCAGCAUGGCUAACUUGGACUGUGAAUGAGUUCAGCCUGAAGAAUGUGGAUUUUGACAGAUUUUGCAUGAAUGGCGGCAGCCUUUGUGCCAUGGGCAAAGAGCGCUUCCUGGACUUAGCACCCGACUUUGUGGGUGACAUCCUUUGGGAACAUUUAGAAAUGCUUCAAAAAGAAGAUACAAAGCAUUACACCAACAACGGACUGACCUCCAACUUCCAGGAAUCCCGUUAUACCUCAGACUACUUUGUCAGCUAUGGCGUUGAGCAUGCCCAGUGCGUUCCCCCCUCUGAAUACUCUGAGCCCAGCUUCAUCACAGAGUCCUACCAGACGCUUCAUCCUAUCAGCUCAGAAGAAUUACUGACACUGAAGUACGAGAGCGAAUACCCCACUGUCAUCCUUCGGGACACGCCCCUGAACCCACUGCAGGUCGACUACUUCUCUGUCAAACAGGAAGUGGUAUCCCCUGACAACAUGUGUGUGGGACGUCUGAGCAGAGGUAAGCUGGGUGGACAGGACUCUUUUGAAAGUAUCGAGAGCUUUGAAAGCUGCGACCGUUUGACGCAGUCCUGGAGCAGCCAGUCAUCUUUCAGCAGUCUACAGCGGGUACCUUCGUAUGACAGCUUCGACUCAGAGGAUUACCCAACAGCUUUACACGGCCACAAGCCCAAAGGCACUUUUAAAGACUAUGUGAGGGAACGUUCGGACCUCAGCAAAGACAAACCCGUCAUUCCAGCAGCAGCACUGGCAGGAUACACAGGCACGGGUCCUAUCCAGCUGUGGCAGUUUCUCCUGGAGCUGCUGACCGAUAAGUCUUGCCAGUCCUUCAUCAGCUGGACAGGCGACGGCUGGGAGUUCAAGCUUUCCGACCCAGAUGAGGUUGCUCGCAGGUGGGGAAAGAGGAAAAACAAGCCCAAGAUGAACUAUGAGAAGCUUAGCCGUGGCCUGCGCUACUACUAUGAUAAAAACAUCAUCCACAAGACAUCGGGGAAGCGCUAUGUGUACCGCUUUGUUUGUGACUUAAAAAGCUUGCUGGGCUACACUCCUGAGGAGCUGCACGCCAUGUUGGACGUAAAGCCGGACACGGACGAGUAA
Nerophis lumbriciformis (worm pipefish) is the source of this 1461-nucleotide messenger RNA. The record is from RefSeq and is a predicted model, not a curated record. NCBI's taxonomy places the organism in Eukaryota, Metazoa, Chordata, Actinopteri, Syngnathiformes, Syngnathidae.